This is a messenger RNA of Hippoglossus stenolepis (Pacific halibut), 4555 nucleotides long. RefSeq lists its product as uncharacterized. NCBI's taxonomy places the organism in Eukaryota, Metazoa, Chordata, Actinopteri, Pleuronectiformes, Pleuronectidae. Gene Ontology annotation, biological process: regulation of transcription by RNA polymerase II. The coding region runs from base 87 to 4133 and encodes 1348 amino acids. Gene Ontology annotation, molecular function: RNA polymerase II cis-regulatory region sequence-specific DNA binding; DNA-binding transcription activator activity, RNA polymerase II-specific. The record is from RefSeq and is a predicted model, not a curated record. The transcript has 11 exons. Gene Ontology annotation, cellular component: nucleus.
UCUGUUUCCGGAAUCAAUGGCGCCCGCGGUGCUGCUGCUCGUCUCCUCGGUGGAAAGAAGAAGAAGCAGCAGCUCUGAACUCCAAGAUGUCGGAGACCUCGUCUCAGUUUUACUCAGAAACUCAGUCCAUCAUGGACACGGUCACGAAGACGGCAGCGGAAGUGACCGGAAGCUUAAAGAAAGACGCUUCCGGCCGUGAGUCAGACAGAAUCCUGGAAAUGUUGGCACGAGAGGCAACGAGAAAGAUCAGCGCCAUUUUCUCCCAGCUGACCUCAGUGCUUCACAACGAAAACAAGACCCUGCACGCCACCAUGGGACGGCUGGAGAGCGAGCUGACCGCCAUGACAGAAAACUUUGAGAACGCCAGGAAGUGGAGAGAAAACGUCCUUAACGGCUGCCCGGUGCUGUUUGAGCAGAGUGGGUUGAUUUUCACCUUGAAGCCGUUUGGGAAGUUAAAAAGAAAAGGUGAUGAGGUGAUGGGGGGAGUCACAGAAUCAUCGCCUGCUGCUGAGACGCUGAGUGAAAACGAUGCUGACGCUGCAGAGGAUUGUUCCACAGUGAACAAAGAUACUGAUGGCCAACACACACAGGAAGCAGAGGUCAAGAAGAAAGGGAGGAUGUUUGUAUGCGACGUCUGUAACAAGAGCUUCAGCCGGCAGUUUCAUCUGAUGAAGCACAUGAACACUCACAAAGAUCAGAGGCCAUUCGCCUGCAACCAGUGUCCCAGAAAGUUCAGGAACACGGCAACGUUUGAGUUCCACCUGCUGCGCCAUGAGGAGAAGAAGUACGCUGCCUUCCGGUGCCACAUCUGUGAGAGGACGUUCAAAACAAAAAUGCACUUGAAGACUCACCAGCUUGUGCACACAGACAAGAGGCCGUUCAUCUGCUCCACCUGUGAGAAGGGCUUCAAAACCAAACACAACCUGCAGGCACAUCUGCUCGUUCACACCACGGAGAAGCCGCACAAGUGUUCAGAUUGUGGGCUGAGUUUCAGAUACGCCUUCACCCUGCAGUGUCAUAAAAGUAUUCACACCGGAGAAAAUCCUUACAAAUGCACAGAGUGUGGGAAGGCUUUUAUAAAGAGGAGGUCGCUGAGGACGCACCAGUCGGUCCACAGAGGGAAACGGUUCACAUGUGAGACAUGUGGAGCGGGUUUCACCCUCCAGCACAACCUGAAGAGACACAUCCGAAUUCACACUGGAGAAAAACCGUUCACGUGUAAAGUCUGCAGCAAAAGUUUCAUUCAGGACAACAAACUGAAAGCGCACAUGCUUCUUCAUGGUGCCUCAAAGUCGUUCAUGUGUGACCUGUGUGGAAAGACGUUUCUGUACAACUGUCAGCUGCAGAAACACCAAAAAGUGACUCAUGAUGAAAGACACGGGCUGGUCGUUCGGAGACGGACACGGGAACGAGGAAAUCGCAGAGUUAUCUAUCGACGGGACAGGACCACAGUGGACGUGACGCCGUUCAGCUGCAAGACCUGCAGGAAGAGCUUCGACACGGCGACCUCGCUGAAGACACAUGAGGUGAUCCACACAGGUCGGACCCAGUACAACUGCCACACAUGCGGAAAGUCCUUUUUCUACAAAGCCACGUACAACUACCACCAGCGGAUUCACUCAGGAGAUCGGCCGUUCGGUUGUGACAUAUGUGGGAAGAGGUUCAUCAUCCGUCAGGCUCUCAAGUCACACAAACUUCAACACUCCGGAGAGAAGCCACAUAAGUGUGACCAGUGCGACAAGGCCUUCCGGAUCUACACCAACUUCCUCCGACACUUACGGAUCCACACGGGGGAGAAGCCGUACGAGUGUGAGGUUUGUGGAGUGAGGUUCAGGCAGCUCGGACACGUCAAGUUUCACAUGCAGGUCCACACAGGAGAAAGGCCGUAUUUUUGCAGCAGCUGUGGACUCGGAUUUUCAGAUUCAAGGCUGCUGAAGAGACAUAACUGUACUGAGAAGUAUCAGAAAAUGUCAGAGAACACAACGGUCUGCUCACUCCUACAUGUGCAGGCUGCUGAAGGGGUGUCUGUCGAGAGGGUCCGGGGCUUUAUUCUGAAAAGCCCGACCCGGAAGAAGAAGGUGUUGCUCGGUGAGCGGUCCGAGUUUGUUUUGUGUUCGUACCGACAUCACGGAUCCUCUCGUCCCGGAUCCUCACGUCCCGGUCCCGGGAGGAAGCUGCAGGCCAGCGCGAGCAGCCGAGCCGCCAUGUCGGACCCGGAGCCCAGGCUGGACUCCAUUUUGGAGAUAAUGGUCAAUGCGACUGUGACAGAAAUGAGCAAAGUUACGGAUGAGAGCAGUGACGGCUGCUCGGAGGAGAAGGUGAUCCAGUUCGGUGUCUUCAUGACGUCUCUGGCUCGAGAGGCUGUAGAGAAGAUCUGUCAACUUUUCCACGAAUGUUCCUCCCUGCUGCGUUUGGAGGUGUCACAGGGCGUGGCAGAGAUCGAGGACCUGAGGCGUAAGCUGGAGGUGGCGGAGACGGAGCUGAAGCUGGUGUUGGAGGGCAGCAGAGGCCAAAAGGAGGUGGAGGAGCUGACUGAGGGGGGCGACAGAGAGAAGGAGGGCAGGGCGGCUCCGAACAGCGGAGCAGAAGGAGAAACUGUCCAGCUGAGCCACCGCCCGGGGAGAAAGAGCCGCAGAGCCGUGUCGACUUGUGAGACCGGAGUGAAAAGGUCUCCGAUUCUUCACCUGUGGAAAGGCAGAACGUACGAGGACAGUGUCCAGCCGGUUAUAAUAAAAGAGGAAGGAUUGGAUGCGUUCACUGGCCAGACGUCUCCAGAUUCUGCUAAGUGUGUCGAGGAAGCAGGACAGAACGAUGACGACGACCCAGACUUCCAGUUGGACCCAGAAGAUCUGGAUGAAGGUGACCCAGGAUACACCACGAGACCGAAACGUGUCCUCAAGCCCAGGUUCCAGCGAGGUCGAGCAAAUAAAGAGAGUCAGAGUCCGAACCCGCAGCCUCUGAGCUGCAGGCACUGCAGGAAAACCUUCACCAAGCUGCUGCAGCUCAAAGCUCACCAGGCCGUCCACGGGGCGAACGCAGAGAAACCCUUCCACUGUUCUCAGUGUGGCAGAGGCUUUUCAUUCCAGCGCAGCCUCAACGCACACACGCUGCUCCACACAGGUGAGAGACCACACACCUGUGAUGUGUGUGGGAAGGGUUUCACCCUGAAGCAGCUGCUGAGGAACCACCAGCGACUCCACGCUGAGGUCAGGCCGUUUCGCUGUGAACAGUGCGGGAAGAGCUUUUACCGAGCCCACGGCCUGAAAAUGCACCAGAUGGUACACACAGGAGAGCGGGCCUACAUAUGCCAGUACUGCAACAAGAGCUUCACAAUACAAGGUAACCUGCAGCGACACCUGCGCAUACACACGGGGGAAAAGCCGUUCAGGUGUGACACUUGUGGCAAAAGCUUCAACCAGGCCGACACUCUGAAAGGCCACCAGCGGAUACACACCGGUGAGCGUCCCUUCAGCUGCGACACCUGCGGCAAGUGCUUCAUCCAGAAGAGUGCCUUGAAGAUGCACCAGAAGACCUCCCACUCAGGGGAGAACUCCCUGGCCUGCGUGGCCUGCGGCAUGACAGUGGCCUGUGUGGACUCGCUACGCAAACACCUCCAGACGCACGCAACAACUAUUCCAUGCACAUGCGUGCUCUGCGGCCGGCGUCUGAGCUCCAUCACAGACCUGCGCUCGCACCAGCAGCACCACACAGUGGACAGGCCUCACAGCUGCGGGCUCUGUGGGAAGAGUUUCAAGUCGUCCAGUUACCUGAAGAUUCACAUGAAGACGCACAGCGGGGAGAGGCCGUUCUCCUGCGACAUCUGUGGUCGUAUGUUUACACAGCACAGCAGCCUUAAAUCACAUCAGGUGGUCCACACCGGAGAAAAGCCGUUCAGCUGUGACACAUGCGGGAAAUGUUUCAGCAACACAGGCAACCUGAACCGUCACCAGCGUAUCCACACGGGGGAGAAGCCGUUCAGCUGUGACACGUGUGGACGCAGCUUCAACCAGGGCAACAGCCUGAAGGCCCACCUGCAGAUACACACCGGCGAGAAACAGUUCAUGUGCGACAAGUGUGGGAAGAGCUUCUCCUACCUAAGGAACCUCAAGGACCACAAGUGUUUCUACGUCUGAUCGAAGAGACGCCUGCCCUGGUUGUGGAGCUGAUGGCGUUAACUUCCUUUUGACUGAUAAACAAGUGGAUGGAUGAUUGGGGGGGAACUGAAUGAUUUUGGUGUGAUUUUUAGAUUUGAUUUGGUUUUGUCCCCGAGGAAAGUGAUGUGGACAUUGUAGUGAGGAGCUCAGACACAGACUGUAUAUAAAGAUGUGACUGCUCCCAAAAGUGAAGCCAAAUCAUCUUGAUCACCUCCUGGUGGCCGGCGGCAGUAUAGGUAAUAAACACUGCCCUCUCCCUUUUCGUGGAUGGGACAUGGACCGAACUGAAAAGUCAAUGUACACGUUGUGAAUUACUUUUUUUCUCACACAUGAUCAUUUCAGGUGGUUCUUAUCACACUGAUGUGUAAGUGUUAAAGUUUUCAGUAAAACAUGAUGAUUGA